This is a messenger RNA of Lepisosteus oculatus (spotted gar), 5706 nucleotides long. RefSeq names its product transmembrane protein 151B. NCBI's taxonomy places the organism in Eukaryota, Metazoa, Chordata, Actinopteri, Semionotiformes, Lepisosteidae. The record is from RefSeq and is a predicted model, not a curated record.
UCCUACUCCACGCGGGAUGGCCGUGUUGAGCACCAGGCAGCCAGGCUGCAGCUGAGAGCCGGCGGUUCUGAAUUUCUCAAUGAAAAAAGAUGCUCACAUGUUCCUAUUACCCGAGCUCAAAGUACACUGCACCGCUGCGGAGAUUGCUGGGGUUGUAAGAUUACCUCGCUUGGUGGAGUCCGGUUUAAAAGAGCUUCUAUUUGUUUGCGGCAGCAUUUUCUUGGAAAACGACCUAACAGGCUAAUUUGCCGUACUGUUGAUCACCAACCCCUGAUGCUAUAAAGAACACACAAAAAAAAAACGCUUGGCAAGGAGGACGGAGGGGACGGAUUCAGUAAUUGUGCUCAAGGACAGCGGAUGCUGAAUUGUUGGUGUGCUGUACUACUCUCGCUAUUUAAUGCAUUACGAAAUAUGCUCAAGGCGUCACCUAAUUUUUCUGUGUGCAAAAGAAUCGUUCAUUCAGCAAUUAAGAAGGACUUUUUUACUAGUCUCCAUCUAAGUUUUGGUGCAUUUAUUUAUUUAUGGUGCUGCGGGGAAUGGCUUGUGCAUUUGGGUCGGAGUGGCUAAAAUACCAUAAGCAACCCGCGCUAUUUGGGGGGUUUCCUUCUCCACAGUCCUUGAACGCGUCGGAUAGCCUCUGCAGUCCCUCCGUCCCCGCCCCCCUCGCCGCGAUGGGAGCACCUUAAGCGGGAUCCCCGUCCUCCUUGGCUCCGGACCAGCGGCGGCUCGGGAGGGGAAAGGAGCUGAGCUGGGACCGAGGGAGCCGGGAUCGGGGGACUGGUUUUGAUACUGCGGGUCUGCGAUGUCAAGAAAGCAGGAUGUUCUCUCCUGAGGUCGAAACUGACACCGCUGCGGAAGACACAGCGCCGAGCACCCCAAAUGAAGGCGAGGAUACCCCCGCGAGCAUCGACGUCUUGGAAGAGCAGCGGCCAGUGAAGCAGUCUCUGAGCGCCUCAAUGUGCCGCGAGUCACACUGGCGCUGUCUACUGCUCUCGCUGCUGAUGUACGGCUGUCUAGGCGCAGUCGCAUGGUGCCAGCUGACGCGAGUCACCAAGCUGAGCUUCGACUCCUCAGCCACCUCCUCUUUGACGGCGUCCAUCUCUUCGCUGCGGGGGGGUAACAUGGGGGGCCGCUCCAUGAUCUACCAUGACAGCCCAUGCUCGGACGGCUACGUCUACAUCCCCCUGGCCUUCCUGCUCAUGUUGUACGCGGUGUACCUGGUGGAAUGCUGGCACUGCCGCGCUCGAAGCGAGCUCCAGUGCAAAGCAGAUGUGGACAGCGUGUACGAGAGGGUCCUGCGCAUGCGGCAGGCGCGCCCCUGCGUUUGGUGGAAGGCCAUCAGCUAUCACUUCGUCAGGAGGACGCGCCAGGUUACCCGCUACCGCAAUGGAGAUGCCUACACCACUACGCAGGUCUACCAUGAGCGGGUCAACACCCACGUGGCCGAAGGCGAGUUUGACUACAGCCGCUGUGGGGUAAGAGAUGUGUCAAGGGACCUCAGAGGGCUCGAGGGGCACCCCGCUACCAGGCUGAGAUUCACCAAGUGCUUCAGUUUUGCCGGUGCAGGGCCCGAGAACGCCUAUCUCAACCAGCGUGCCAGAUUCUUCUCCGAAAUUGAAGGGCUGGAUGACUACAUGGAAGCCCGGGAAGGAAUGCAGCUAAAAAACGUAGAUUUCAAAGAACACCUGAUAGCUUAUGUGGACCCUGACCGGCCUCCUUGGUAUGCCUCUCACGUGGCAUUCUGGUUGGCUGCUUUGCUCAUGCUGUCCUGGCCGCUUCGUGUCUUGAUUGAAUAUCGCACGGCUUAUGUGCACUACCACGUGGAGAAACUCUUUGGACUGGAGUUCAACAACAGCGCUGCCUCUCCUUCAGGGGAUGACAUACCCCUGAGGAAUGGUAACUAUGGUCUUCCCAGAGCAGAAACCGUGGACAGCACCGAGCUCGAAUGGCAUAUCCGAUCCAACCGUCAGCUUAUCCCCAGCUACUCUGAGGCCAUGUUGAUGGAUCUGGGAGGCUCUGGUUCUGGUUCUGGAGAAACUGGAUCAUCCACGUGCUUCCUGCGUGACAGUUACCCUGCUAGGAGUUAUGGGGCAUUGGUCCAAGACUGUGAGCAGUGCUGCCAGCUCCAGGACGGGCAGAGACAAGCAGCUACCAGCUCCAGCUGCUCCUCCAUCUUCUCGCGGCACGCCUUCCACUCUCGCCUCUCUCUGGACACCUCCCGGUUCUCGCUGUGCCGCAUGUAUGGCUCUCGGCGCACCAUGGGGCUUUGGCGGAGCCGGAGCAGCACGCUGACCGAGCGAUGCUGCUUGGAUGAGCAGUGCUGCCGCUCCUAUUCCAGCCAGCUGGCGGUAAAUGACAGCCCCCCGACUUACCGCGACGCCAGGUUUUUCCCUGUCCUCAUUGUACACCGUCCAGAGGGCUGUGGGGACUCUGGGGAGGUGCGCCGGUACUAUGUCCGCAGAGGAUCCUGCUGCCUGGAGACUUCACUUUAAGACCCCCGGUGAGCUGCUGCUUCUUACUGCUCACCCUCGGAAGGACAUUCAUCUGUAAGGCACAUUUCAUAGUAUAUCCCAUCCAGAAACCAAUCCAGGAAGCUCUGGGUAGGUCUACUAAACAUCUAGAGACCAUCCUAACAAACUGGGGCCUCACUGUGUGAACCCAGGUUCUCCUGCUUCACUUGGAAUCCUGCUGGCUUCUUGGGGUGGGCCUUUUUUGAUGAGGACUCAUGGGCAGAUUCAAAACAAGAACCCCAACAAAACCGCCCAGAUUCUGGAGCACCUUCUAUCAUUGCCAAGGAUCUCACAAGGUGCUCUAUAUGAUGAUUAAAAGCGGGAUGCAGCAACAAAAGAGUUCCACCCUAAAGUCCCGAUCUCUGAUUGAGCUUUCACAUGGCACACCUCAUCAAGAAUGAUCUCUUCUCAUAGCUGCCAGAGAAGAACAGUUGUUCAGAAUAACUACUGUGAUAUUCCUCCCUCCAACUAUUGGACUUGACCUCACCCUGAUUACCGCUUAACAAAGACAACCAGGGACAUUUCAUUGUCAGAUCCCGCCUGGAAAUUCCUUACUGGUGCCUCUUGACCAGAACAAUAACUAAAAAUGUACUCUGCUGCCAAAUGUUUACACAUUCAUUUUCCAGUAGAACUGUUCCCCUGUCUCCUCUCUUGGCACUAAUGUUAGAAAAGAAUCCUAUAGACAAUACAUAUUAAUAAGAUGCUCCAGUGAUCUGCCACCCAAGUGUGAAAGACAUCUGUCCCCUGAACUGACUCUGCCUAGUGAGAGUACACAGAUAAAGAUCUUUCAUCUGUGAACUUCAUCCUGAGAUACACUUUAAUUUGUUUGCCUCAUCUGUAGGUUUCUGAACUGUUUUCUCUUAUUCAGAGCUCUCUUACAUUCUGAAUGAGUCAUUACCCAUGGUACAUCUCCCUGUCUCCCUCUGGAGACACAGGCGUGCUGUUCCUGAAGCCAGGCAUGGAAAUUCUGCUCUUGUUUUUCUCAUGUUUCCCAUUUUCAUCAGUGCAAAUUAAUGUUGUUCCUAUAUCCUGGAAUGUAGACAAAAAAAGAUGGCAAAGGUCAAGUCAACUUUUUUAGUAUCUUAUGCUUCAUAAUAAUCCCUAAUCAGCUGUUUCUAAUCUUUCAACUUGUCCAGCAUUGUUCAAAUACUUUUUAUUCACUUGCCAAGUUUGGAAAAUCAGGUGCAGGAGAGUUUUAUCUUUUAGACAUCAUCUUGCAUUUGCGGUCUAUAGAAAGUACAGUGUCGAGAAAAAGUUGAAAAAGUUUAAUCAAAACCUGUUUUUUCUGAAGUAAACAAAUGGUUUAUAUUGACCAAUUCAGUGUUUUUUUACAUGCAAUGGUAUAAAGUUGAAAGAAUGAGUAGUUAAGAAUCAGUGUAUGUGAAAUAAUAAGUGAACCCUUAUUUAGUUCAAUUAAGGUGGUAAUUAGAAUAAGGUGGUUAAAUAAUUGAAUAACAAGUAAGAAAUAAUAUAUAAUGGUUAGAAUCUUUGUGAGUUUUAUCUUCACCAUACAAGUUAGUGGAAGUAUGUUAUGUCAUUAAAAGAAAUUUCGGAAGAGUUCAGAAAUAAAAUGAGUCUAAUCAGAUGUCUGAACAAGCUCCCUCCAUCCCCUGUCAGAUAGAUAGUCUAUUAACGGAAGACCACAGUGAGUGGUCAUCCCUUCUCCUUCAGGCAAGAGCUCCUGGAUGAUCCACAAGAUUUCUGGAACUAUGUUCUCUGGUCAGUUAAGUCAAGAGUUUUUUGGCCACAGUGAGAAAAUCUAGAUAUUCAUGUGAGACUGAUAAUACAUUACAGGAAACCUCUAGCUGAUGUCACUGCUGUUCAGGGAGGUGCCACCAACUACUGAAUCUAAGGGUUCACAUACUUAUUCACAUUAGAAUAUUAAUGGUUGGAUCAUUAAUUAAAUUUAAUAGUUGAGUAAAUAAUCCAAACAUAUCUUACGUCUUUGUGUUAGAUAGUUAAUACGGUUACCUUGAUCUUUUAUUAAGACUCACAGAAGAUCUUAUUAUAUGUUAUGAGAAUCUAAAUUUUUUGUGAGCUGUCAAACAUCCAUGACAAUGCAGACUAAACUAAUGGGUUCAAAAUAUUUUCUCGGCACUGUAUAGAUGGACUUGUCCUCAAGAGUUUAAUUUGUGUUUUGGAAUAUCAGGUUUGGACCAGGGAGAACUGGUCACAUAUGCUCACAUCUGCUCUUAACAUUUGUAUCAUAAUGUUUGAGGUGAAGUGACACAAAAAACAAUCUGAUCAUGAACAUCCUGUAUAGUUAUCCCAAAACAUGAAGAUCCAGAACGACUCCUUGUGGGUUUGUAAGGCUUAAUGAUCCUCACUAAAUGUGUGUUUCCACUGAGACUCCUAACAAACUCCCCACUUAUUUUAUAAGUACAGGAAUUAUAACAAUCUACUGAUCACUUACCUUUAUGUUAUGAUUGCAGAGAAUACAGGGACAGAACAAGUAAAUGUAGAUUAUUUUGAUGGUCCUGGUUGGGUUUUGGAUUAAAAGGCUACAACAUUAAAAGGCCUUUCCUCUUUGAAAGAAACUGAAGAAUUUAAAGCAGUGCUACAGAUAGAAGUUGUUACCAUCACAAAGCCUUCUCCUUCUACAUGGGCUUUCCUGAAGUACUGCUUCUCUCUUUUCUUUGGUCUACUGUUUUCUUGUCUGCAUCAGUGCUGACUGUCCACUGCAAGACAGUAGCACUCUAGUUUUGAUCCAUUCUUAGCUUAGAUACAUUUUCCUACGUUCUUGAGAAUCUGAAAUCGCUCAAAGAUCUAGGAAAUUGCUCAAAUAUAAUAAAUUAGAAAGGUUAUUUGCUGUAACUUUAAAAUGUGGUAUAUACUAUGUAUCUGUAAUUUUAUUUUUAUCAGAAUAAUGUCUUUCAACAUUUCAUUUCUUUCUGUUUUUGGCCUGUUAAUUUGUCAUUGCUUUCAAUGAAUCAAAUCUUAAACUACAUGGUUCAGAAAAAAGAAAGGAGAUCUGAAGUGUAGAGAGAAUGAGAUAGACAAAUUCUAUUAUAUUUUGUGCUCCAAUUAUAAUCCCCUUUAAUCUACAUUUGUAGUAACCCAUCUGUUGUUCUAUCCCUUAUGUAUGGAGGGACAUGAAGUACAAGACAAUGCCUUAGUGAAUUAUGAUGCUAAUCAAGUUUUUUUUAACUUGCAAUCCAAGCUACCUUCCCUAAUUAAAGUUGAAUGUACUCUUUCA